CGAGAGGGGAUACUUUUUGCUCAAGCAGAGAGCCAAACUGACCAAGAAAUACAGCACAGAAACUGACCAAUCGUGCAGGAUUCCAAGAUCACAAGGCAACCCGAGCAAGAUGAGCACUACCAAUGAUUUCGGGGCAGGCGGUAUUUUCGACGAGCCCACCCUCGAGGAGCUCAAAGCGGUGGGCAUGAGACAAACCGCACUUUGCAAGGAGUGGCUCGAACAGUUCGACCUCGAAACCGCAACCACUCGCACCCAUGCUCUGGCGAAAAUCGAAACCUGGACCGUCAAGGAAAUGCAGGAUCGGGAGGAGGCUCUGUCCAAGCUGAACCGGCUCGUCGCGCAGAGUUGCCAGGGUCGCGAGGCACUGAGCCGUGAGGAACAGGCCAAAGUGGACGAGCUGCGGGAGCUGAUCCGCAAGGACGAGGCCAGGACCUUCGCCCUCAUGCUGCAGUUCCUCAAAGAUACGAGGGAGUGGUCUUUGAACGGCCUGGCGAAUGCCGGGAGGGUUGAAACGGAAUUGGAGGCCAUCUCGUUUGCGAUGGACAUUCUCGACAAAAAGGGUCUGGAAGCCGUGAAUGAGCACCCCCGUGGCAAUCAUGUCGGUGAUUUGUUUGCUUCAUGGGAUCAGGAUGUCAAGAUGAGCAGGCUGGGGCUGUCUCUUUGCAGACACUACGAGUCUAUGGGCUUGCCCCGAAGGGUCCCUCAUCCGGACAUGGAGAAGGGAAGAGGUGAUGUUCGUGAAUGAUUGGAGGUUGAAUUUGGUACCACUGCUGAGACUGUAGCCCUAGCGAAAGCUGCAACCAAAUAUGAACAGCCGGCCUUGAUGAAAAACCGUCCAAGCCAGAAAGCCAA
Molecule: messenger RNA, 852 nt
Organism: Pyricularia oryzae 70-15
Lineage: Eukaryota; Fungi; Ascomycota; Sordariomycetes; Magnaporthales; Pyriculariaceae
Exons: 1
Coding region: 110-745 (211 amino acids)
Source: RefSeq, a predicted model, not a curated record